GAGAUAUUAAAAAAAGAUCGCAGGUCAUUAAACAUCGCGUUGGAAGAAACAUAACCUUAGAUAAAGAACAUAAAGGUAACCUCUGAGUAAACACCAACACAUCAGCUGCUUGGAGUCAGUAUAGCGUACCUGAUAAGAUGUAAUGUGAAUAUUUGAAUUAUAUGAAGUCUUUAAAUACUUCUUAGAGCGACGUUUACGAUAGCAGCGUUUUUAAUUUUUUCUUUUUAUAUGCAGUUCCUGGUAAAAAAUAUGUUUUUAAGAAAGAUCUUCAUAAUAAAUUUCCUAGUUAAAGAAUGUGUUUUUAGUUAACCUUUCUGUAAUAUUCAAUGUUGAAAUGUAUUCAGACGAAUCCGAUGAUACUUCUGAAGAAGUAGAUGUUUAUAGAAAAAAAUACAGGCUCAUUACGGAAAGAUGUGAAGUUAUUCAACAGGACAAUGAGCGCCUUGUGAAUCGAAUACAUCAUAUCAAAAAAAUGUUAAGGAGAAGAAGGAAAGAAAGGAAAUUUUUGAUGGAUAGGUUAGAUAUGCAUAGGGACAACUGGAGGAAUAUUCCUUUAUCAUUAAAGUUGGAAGAUACUUCUGAACAAUCAGCUGCUUCUAAACCAGCGAUUUUUAAAUUAUCUAAAGGAAAUGCAUCAGGUGAAAAGCAUAAAAAAAUUAUUAAAAAGAAAAUUCAUAAGGUCGAUAAAAAUGCUCCUAAGCGGCCAGCUAAUCCAUACUUUCAGUUCUGUCAAGAACAGAGAACGUCAACUAUAGAAGAAAUGACAAGUGCGGGGCAAUCAGAACCCAGCAAAAUAGAUGUUACCAAACACUUAGCUUACAAGUGGAAUUUGCUCACACAAGAUGACAAAAAAGUAAUACUUCUUCUUCUUCUUUCACUACAACUCAGUGGCGAGUCAAGCCUUCCUGCCACAUCAACUGCCAUUCCUCUCGAUUUGCUGCCACUGCCUUCAAGUUCCUUACACCCAAGAUGGACCAUGCAUCCUCCCCCAGCUCAUCGGCCCACCACACUCUCGGCUUGCCAAUUCUCUUCUCUUACCGUAAGGCUGUCGCUCUGCCUAAGGCCCUUGUAUGUUUCAAAAUCCUUAGAAAAUCCUCCACCUACCUGA
Nezara viridula (southern green stink bug) is the source of this 1108-nucleotide messenger RNA. The record is from the annotation of a GenBank genome assembly. NCBI's taxonomy places the organism in Eukaryota, Metazoa, Arthropoda, Insecta, Hemiptera, Pentatomidae.